AAUACUCUUUUUACAGGCUAAGAUUGUUCUUUAAAAAAACAGUAACUAAACUAAACCAGCAAAUAAGACUAUUCUAAAAAAGAUUAUUUUCAAGGCAAAGUUAGUAACUGUCCAAGAGUGUCAAUUUCUAAGAAUGUCAUUAAGAAAAAAAUGCUAAAAAUGAUUUCAAAGAAAGUUAUGGAAAAGAAAUUAAGUACUCCUACAAAAAAGACGAUGGGGUUGAAGAGUUCUGAUGAUUCCAGGCCUACGACAUGGCUUGAUGAAAUCCCUGAUGAAGAAAAAGACGCAAUAAAAGAGUUAAAAGCACGUACUUUAACUGAAGUAUCUGAUAAGAUGUUGGAGGAUCCAAGUUUAUUUUAUCGCUUUUUGAAAGCUAGAGAUUUCAACAUGAAGAAUGCUGAAUCUAUGUUGAGAAAACACAUUUCAUGGAGGAAGGAGUACAAUAUAGAUACUAUCCUGACUGACUAUCAACUUCCCGAAGUUCUUGCGAUGUAUGCACCAAUAAAUGUGAUUGGUCAAGAUAAGGAUGGUUGUCCAGUAAUCUAUUCCGGGCUUGGAAAGGCAGACGAUAAAGGUAUUCUGAACUCUGUGAAGAAGAUUGAAAUAUUUAAACUGAAUUUAUUGCGAACAGAAACAGCAAUAGACUUGUUAAAAAAAGAAAAUGAAAAGAAUGGAAAAUUCAAUACAAAAGUUGUUUACAUAUACGAUUUCGACCAGCUGACAUUCUCUAUGGCCACUAACAAAACAGUUGUUGAAAUGUUAAUAACUUGGGUAACCAUGUACCAAGACAACUAUCCUGAGCGAAUCAAAGCAAUUUACGUCAUCAAUGCACAAUUUUACUUUACCUUACUUUUUUCUGCCUUGAAAUUCUUUGUGGCUUCUGCUGUUUUGAAGAAAGUUUAUUUUUAUGGAACAGAGGGUUGGAAAGAGGACUUACAAGAAAUAAUUUCUCCAGAAAUAUUGCCUGCAUUCCUUGGAGGAAAACGAACCGACCCCGAUGGUAACCCCCUUUGCAAAAGUUUCAUAGUUCAUGGACAAACAGUACCUGAGCGUUAUUAUCUUUCUAAUUUGCGGAGGAGCAUCCAGACAGAGCCCGGUGUGAAAACGCUGCACGUGACCAGAAAUAAAAGUUGCAGUGUUGAAUUCCAAGUUGAUGAAUCUGGUUCGUAUUUGGAAUGGGAAUUCGAAACCAAGAGCAAAGACAUAGGAUUCGCUGUUUAUUUCAAGGAUGAACGAAGGAAUGAUGCCGAAUUAAAAGAAAUUGUGCCCAAACUAAGAAUCUGUACCUUAUUUGAACCCGAAACUGGUAUCUACAAAUGUGAAAGAACAGGAUCGUAUCACCUGGUCUUUGACAACUCCUACAGUUGGAUGUUUUCUAAAGAAAUUUAUUACAAAGCUUCAGUUCUACCACCAAUAAAAACCGAAAGUGAAAGUGAUUAAAGAAGCAGCUCAUUUUGUUUUUCCCUUUUGAACUGAACAUGAUAGUGCAUUAACUGCAGGCUGACAAUUAUUGAACUCAAUGAAAUUAAGCUUAAAUGUCCUGAAUGGCGCUUUUUUCCUUCUUUUUUUAAGAAAACCAAAGUGAUAUUUCACAUGUAAACAUCAUUACAAAUAUUUCAUUUUAUUUUCUUACCAACUAUGAACAGCUGACCAGAUUUUGGGCUUACGAUAUACGAAGUUCAACUCUGUAGCUUUGUAAUUUUUAACCUGAUCCAGAAGACAAGAGAACUCCUGGAUCAAGUAUUGGGAUAACUUUGCAUUCGAAGAGGACUAACCCGCAUUUGUCUCACACAGAGAGGGAAAUCAUUAAGAUUCCCAUGGUUAACCUGGAGACAAGGGGACUCUAGCCCAUGAUUCGUCUACCACUGAGGGUAUUUUACGUCAGCACUGUGGUUCAUGCGAGCCGAGUGUGGAAUUUGCAUCGAAUAGUUAUCGCUGGGAAUCGAACCCGGUUUACCUCAUUAGAAAGCGAAUUUUCUAUCCCCUGUGCCACUACGGUUCUGUCACUAUAGAUAUUCUGAUUUAGGUUAUGACAUUUUCGAUACACCUGACAUCAUUGACUGUGAUGUGGCGAAGACGAAUAGCAAAAUUCUGCUUGACCAGUGAUGACCGCCUCCAAUGAUGACCUCUGAAGUGUCGGAACAUCGAUGCUAUUGAUAACCUCCUGAAUUGCAGUUUUCAGCGCAGCAAUGUUUGCAAAAUACCGACAGCAAUCGAUUGCAUGCGCAUACUAAUUCCCAUUAUGCCAUGUGGCCAACCACGAAGUUAGAACAUUAUCACUCUAGCAGUUUCGAAGUUAUGAUGGUUUUAUUUCAUACAGUUCAAUAAUUGUCACCCUGCAUGUUCUUGAAACAAACUUUCCGUCAUUUGUAUGUUCUAAAUUGUUUGUAGGUUGAAGUUAUAAUUGCGUAUUUCAAUAGUUUUCUCUUCUCGUUAUUGAAACACCUAGAGAAAAUUAGGAAGAAAAUAAUACAAAACUAUUAUUUUCUCUUUUUAAAAUUGCAUAUGAAUUUUCGUUAUUUUUUUUCUCAUUCAUCGUGUAAACAUAAUUAACUGCUUAAUUAACAUAAAAAGCGUAUUCCGUGAAAUCAUUGUAUAAAGCUCAUAUGAAUAAUUUGCAAACAAAAAAAAUGGAAAAAGCAUAGUCCAUCAAAAUUGCUGAUAAAUAUUUCAUCAAAAUUUUGAUCCUUCAAACAAAUAACCAUCAUAAAUUUUGACUCACAUUCAUUUGUGUUGUGUAUAUAAUUGAUUUUUGAUGACUCAGGUAAUUGCAUUUCUUCGAAAUUUAUCAAAACUUCUUAUCAGACGAAAGAAGAAAUCAUUAAAAUAAUAUCGUGGUAAACUUCUUCAAAUGAUUUCUAUGAGUAGCAUGGAUAUAUACAUUGAUUAUCAAUAACGAUAAAAAUAUUGAAGAUAAUACUGUUUUUUUUACAAGCAUACAAUAUAUAAAUGUAUGUUUAUACAUUCUAUCAAACGAUAACAAAUCUUCAUUUCUAUAUUUUAUGGUAAUGAGCUCGUAUUUUAUUCUCUCCAUCUUUUAAAGUGAUUGAAAAGUUAAAUUUUAAUGCAAGUAGGUUUUUUUUUUAAUUUAAAUUCUUUUUUUCUGAAAAAUAAUGGUAUUGUUCGGCACUAAAAUUUUUCAAAUGACCUAGCUAUUUUACUUUCACAAUAUUACCAUUUCAGCUUCUGUAGCAUUCUAUUUUUCUUCAAAUUAAGUACAUAUUAAAUCAGCAAUCUUUAAAUUUUUCUGAGAUCGACACUGUUAUUUUGAAAUUAAAAUCAGUGUUGCUUUUCUCGAACACUGUUUUGCCAUAAGACUGUGUUAACAAUUACUUUUUAUUCGUUCAAUAUCGUUGUGAAUAAAUUAUUUUUAAAAAUCCAACUUGAUUUGAUACCCUUGAAAAAAAGAUGUUCAUUUAGCCGAUAAUGAAGUACCUGUUUUAAUGUUUAAAUGUUAAUUUAUUUUAUAUUAUGCAAAAAAGCAAAUAAAAAUUAAUAAAAUUUA
Parasteatoda tepidariorum (common house spider) is the source of this 3505-nucleotide messenger RNA. Its product is annotated as SEC14-like protein 2. NCBI's taxonomy places the organism in Eukaryota, Metazoa, Arthropoda, Arachnida, Araneae, Theridiidae. The record is from RefSeq and is a predicted model, not a curated record. Gene Ontology annotation, cellular component: cytoplasm.